AUGUGUUGGUCUAUACGUGUCUAUUGGACGGUUUUGCACAACUUACUUGCCCGGUUCUUUUCAAAUCUUAUCAACAAAUGUUCGGCAUGUGCUUCGCAACGUUUGUGUUGUUGCUGUUAUUGUUGUCCCAUUGAUGACGACCAACAACAACAGAAAAUGGGGAGAACAAUACAUCAUGAUUAUGUCAUUGUGGAUGACAUUGAUGCCAAUUACUUACAAAUUGAGAAACGUAAAAUAGAAACUGAACCAUUUUAUCGGACCGUUGAUCGGGCAACUGCUGAAGAUAUACUCACUGGAAGGGAGGAUGGUACUUGUUUAGUUAGGCCUUACAAAGAAGAGGACAUUAGCAUAAAAUACAUAGUCAGCAUUUAUGCCCAGCAACAAUUUUUCCAUUUAUUUAUAAGACAAAUACCGGGUACGGAGUUAUUUGCCAUAGGACAAGAGAAACGUCAGGAGCGAUUAUAUCAGAGCCCAAAUGAUAUUAUCGAAUUUUACAAGCACAACACAUUGCAAUGUACAAAUAAAGAGUGUAGUUUAAGUGUAGUUUUAAAACCAAUUGUUGUAUAAAU
Molecule: messenger RNA, 569 nt
Organism: Musca vetustissima
Lineage: Eukaryota; Metazoa; Arthropoda; Insecta; Diptera; Muscidae
Exons: 4
Coding region: 1-567 (188 amino acids)
Biological process (GO): cell surface receptor protein tyrosine kinase signaling pathway; intracellular signal transduction
Source: RefSeq, a predicted model, not a curated record